Messenger RNA from Durio zibethinus, 1174 nucleotides. RefSeq names its product beta-glucosidase 44-like. Gene Ontology annotation, molecular function: beta-glucosidase activity. NCBI's taxonomy places the organism in Eukaryota, Viridiplantae, Streptophyta, Magnoliopsida, Malvales, Malvaceae. Gene Ontology annotation, biological process: carbohydrate metabolic process. The record is from RefSeq and is a predicted model, not a curated record.
AUGAAAUAUGUUAACUUUGUUAUCCAUGUAGGAAUCACCCCACAUGCGAAUUUGUACCACUACGAUCUGCCAGUUGCACUUCAGGAGAGAUAUGGAGGUUUUCUGAGUAAACAAAUUGUCAAAGAUUAUGCUGAUUAUGCAGAAUUCUGUUUCAAGACAUUUGGUGAUAGAGUAAAGAAUUGGUGGACAUUCAAUGAACCGAAAGUGAUUGCUUCUCUUGGAUUUGACAAUGGCAUUAAUCCUCCAAAUAGAUGUUCAAAGGAAUUUGGAAAUUGUACAGAAGGAAACUCAGCAACCGAGCCUUAUAUUGCAGCACAUCAUUUGAUUUUAAGUCAUGCUGAAGCUUCCAAAAGAUAUCGUGAAAAAUAUAAAGCUGAACAGAAGGGAAGAGUUGGUGUCUUCGCGGACUUUGUUUGGUAUGAACCUCUAACAAAAUCAAAGGCAGAUAACUAUGCAGCACAAAGAGCAAGAGACUUCCAUAUUGGAUGGUUUUUGCACCCUUUUGUAUAUGGAGAAUAUCCAAGAACAAUGCAAAAAAUCGUAGGAGAAAGGCUUCCAAAGUUCAGCAAAAGUGAACUGGAGAUUGUGAAAAACUCUUUUGAUGUUCUUGGUCUCAACCACUACACUUCUUACUACAUAUAUGACGCACACCAGCCAAAGACAAAUGUGACUGGUUACGAACAUGAUUGGAAUGUUGGGUAUGCUUAUGAACGUAAUGGUGUGCCAAUCGGUCGUCAGGCUCAUUCUCCAUGGAUUUAUGAAGUUCCAUCGGGCAUUUACAAAGUUGUCACAUAUGUUAAAGAGCGUUAUGGAAACCCCGAAAUAAUUCUCUCAGAAAAUGGAAUGGAUGACCCUGGCAAUGUUCCAUUUCCUGAAGCUUUGUUUGAUACAAAGAGAGUGAACUACUAUACAACCUACUUGAAGGAAUUGAAGAGAGCCAUGGAUGAUGGAGCCAAUGUCACUGGCUACUUUGCUUGGUCAAUGCUUGACAACUUUGAAUGGUUGUUAGGUUAUACCUCAAGAUUUGGCUUGAUUUAUGUUGAUUACAAUGAUCUCAAGAGAUACCCAAAGAUGUCAGCAUAUUGGUUCAGGCAGAUGCUUCAAAGAAAAAUAGCUUAGGUUUAUUUCUUAGGUUUUUAGGCUUUUUUAUGUUUCUUAGUGCUUUUGUUUUUAG